Salpingoeca rosetta is the source of this 1592-nucleotide messenger RNA. RefSeq lists its product as uncharacterized. The record is from RefSeq and is a predicted model, not a curated record. Bases 234 to 1592 code for a protein of 452 amino acids. Gene Ontology annotation, molecular function: protein binding. The transcript has 2 exons. NCBI's taxonomy places the organism in Eukaryota, Choanoflagellata, Craspedida, Salpingoecidae. Gene Ontology annotation, cellular component: cytoplasm; nucleus.
CGCGCGACGGCGGGUUGUGGCUGGCGCUGGCGCAACUGGUUGAUGCUGAAGGGAAUGUGCAGCAGCCCAGGAUCAGUGGUGGUGCUGCUGUGAGAGCAGGAGGUGGUGGGAGCAGCCGCAGCAGCAGCAGCAACAGCAGUGGUCGUCGGGAGAGUGGUAGUGAUGGUAGUGCAGCUGUCAGGCGUGCGGGUGGAAGCCAUGACGGUGGAGGCAGCUCCAGAAGCAGCAUAGCGAUGGAGAAGGGCGACAGCGUCGACCAGCGUUUGGCGCGCAAUCUUCAACAAGGGCAACGAGGGCGCACAAAGGAGCACGCUCGACUGCUCAGCCUGUAUGCAUAUCAGCAGCUUGCUCAGAGUCGUCAGCGCCAUGCAAGCAGCGACGACAUGGAUUGCACACCUGAGGAGGAGAGCAUGGAUGCAGAGAGGGGCCACAACAACAACAACAACAACAACAGCAACAACAACAAUAGUAACAACAUGAAACGUGCGAGUGGCAACGGACAUGGUCACAGCAAUGGCGGCAACCCAAGGCACAGGCGGACAAGCAACUCCAGAGACGAGAAUCGACUGACGUCACUGCAUAUUUAUGCUUCCAAAGGAAGACUCGUCGAUGCUGCGUUUCGCUUGGCCACAACACAGAAAGACGCUAGCGCUGUACUCUCGCACCAGCACCAGCACCAGCAACCGCAUCAGCAACACCAGCAACACCAGCAGUGCACAGGUGACACUCAGCGCCAAGGCAAGAACCGUGCGGUUGACGCGCGAGAUGCAGCUGGGUGGACACCCCUCCACGAUGCGGUGGCUGCCGGCGACGCCGCCAUGACUGCGUUGCUGCUGCAGAGCGGCGCAGACCCAAAUGCGCGCGGGCCCGGCGGCCACACGCCGCUGCACGUGGCCGCGCUGCAGGGCGGGGAGCUCCUGAUGGAACUGCUGGUGGCCUGCGGUGCGGAUCGCCGCCAGCAAACCGACCAGGGCGACACCCCGAUGCAGCUGCUGCCCACCGCCUCCCUGUGCGCGCAGCAGCUACUAGCGCCGGAGCCGUCACUCCCCGCAGACGCCGCCACCACCACCGCUGAGCAGCAGGCGGUAGGCCACAGACAGCGGGUGCUGCUUGCUCUGUAUCAGGCCAUUGGUCGAGGCGCGUGGGCGCACGUGCGUCACAUCCUCAGCGGCCAGACGGCGAAAGAGCUUUCCCGCGUGAUCAACACCCCGCUGCAUCGUGGGGAGCGUAUCUACCCGCUGCACGCCGCCAUUGCUGUGCGCCAUCUCGGCAUCACUGGCGACCUGCUGCGUGCAGGCGCCAAGCUCGACCCGCAGACGCGAAUGGGCAACACCCCGCUGCACGUGGCCGUUGUCUCUGGCGAGCCGCUGUUGGUGUGGCGGCUGCUGACGGCCGGUGCAAACAAGCUCACCAUCAACAACGACGGCAACACGCCGUUUGACUUGCUCGGGCAGGCGCGACGCGAGCAGCCGACAAACCGGCAGUUUGCAGUCCUGCACCGCGUGGCGAUGAUGGCAACGCAGCCGCUGCCCCACGUCAAGCGCCGGUCAGUCUCGCUCAGCGCAACCAGCGCUGUCACCGCGUGCAAGUAG